GGAGGCAUGCAUCUUGUGCUCCAGAUCCACUCACAUAGUGUUAGGAAGUAGAAUAUCUAUAUUGUUACACUAAUGGAACGUUCGUGUUAAAAAUCAAUCUAAACAUACCUAAUUUUGAUGAAUCGUGUGUUGAACGAGCUUAUAAUAACAGCAUUGUCACUUACAGCAAUAAUCACUGGUAGUGGCUGCACACUAACACAUGUUGUAGGCCACUGUAAAAAUAUAUUAUUAUUUGUUUGUUACACUAUAAUAUUCCAUAAGAAAGAAAAUGCAGAUGUAGAGACUUCAAUGAGACACAUUCUUGUAGGCAUAUAUUAUGUAUGCAAUAUUAAAUACACGUGGAAGUAUUAUGUUCCAAUGGAAGUGAGACUUACAAAAUAAUAAGCAUACUUUGACAGCAUACAGUGCCAGGACUCUGAUCUUGAAUGAGCACAUGUUGAAUAGUGUUGAACUGUUUUUCUGCCAGCUUGGAAAAAGAAAUUGGCCCUCACAAAAUCAUGCUUGAGCACUCAGAACUCUGCAACAUGGCAAGAGCUUUGCUAUCAUGCUGUUGCUUUCACAUCUUGACGUUCAAAGUCAAAUUGUGGUGAUUUUCAGUCUAGAUGCUUUGACUCAGUUGCACACAGGAAAUGUGAAACUUCCUCAAAAGGUACCACAAAGCGUACAAAGACAAAAACAGUCACAGAUUAAAAAUGGAGACGUUCAGCUCAAAACACAUGGCUAUGAAGGCUCAGAAAAAGAUCCUCAGUCACAUGGCCAACAAGUCCGUGGUGCAGAUGUUCAUCGACGACACGAGCAGCGAGAUCCUGGACGAGCUCUACCGGGUGUCCAAGGAGCACACGGGCAACCGCAACGAGGCUCAGAAGGUGGUCAAGAACAUGAUCAAAGUGGCGGUCAAGGUGGGGGUGCUCUUCCGCCACGAGCGGUUCAGUGCCGACGAGCUGUCCCUGGCCCAGGAGUUCAAGAAGAAGUUUCAUCACGGAGCGAUGACAGCCAUCAGCUUUCAAGAAGUGGAGUUCACCUUUGAUAAGGCGAUCAUGAUAAACAACUUGGUCAUAUGUCGGGACAUACUAUUGCAGCUGGUUGAGAAGCACCUCACACCGAAAUCCCUGGAUCGCAUACGCCAUGUCUUCAACCACUACGCUGACCCGGAUCUACUUACCAACCUCUACGACCACGAGGGACCACUGUGGUCCCACCUGACUAAGAUCUGUGGAGGCCUCAAUAAACUGAUCGAAGAGGGCAAGCUCUGAACAACAGGCCCUCUGUCGAGGAACCUGACUAAUCUGACAGUUACGACAGCACAGAUGAACAGGGAAACAGGGUGUCGGCACUUGAGUUCAAGAGACCACCACGUUGACACCUCAGCUGAAACCAUUUCCGACGUUUGGCCUGUAUUGAUUAGCGAGAGGUAAUUCCCAGUCAGAUCAGCGCAGCUAGUCUGGAGACAUGUCAAGGCAGUGAUCAAAGUCUGACUGUGGGAAGGGUGUGCUGUGCAGAGCAAUAACCUACAAGUAUCCUGAAAAUGCUCGUCAAAUCCAUAUGGCUAUACAAGUGCUGAAAUGCUGAAGCUUCCCAUUAAGAACUAACAGCCAUGACAUUCUGGAACUGCCUCUGGGAAUUCAUCAGUUUACUGUAAAGGACUUGUACAUUGUAGAUUGGAUUAUAAUCUGUAGAUUACAGACUCACUCCCUCCUUAACACAGUAUAAUGCAGUCGUGUGUGUCAGUUCUACUGCCACUUUCAAAACAAAGUAUCCAUGUCUUAUUUCUUUUACAGCCAUACAUAAUCAGUAUUAGAUUGUACAUUUUGUUUAACUGUUUUCAGUUAUUUAAAGUUUUUAUGUUUUGUUUACCCCAAAAUGAUGCACUGUUUAGUUAGGCUCUUAUAGCUUUUAAAUGAAGCAUAAAUUGGUUGCUACCUGUAAUGUGAAGGACAUUUUCUCUUUAUCUAAAUCAAUGUAAAUAUGAACAUGAUGAAUAUUGAAAAAUGGGAAAUGUCAAGUAAAGAGACUCAAAAAAUGCA
Messenger RNA from Sardina pilchardus (European sardine), 2024 nucleotides. RefSeq names its product tumor necrosis factor, alpha-induced protein 8-like protein 2 A. NCBI's taxonomy places the organism in Eukaryota, Metazoa, Chordata, Actinopteri, Clupeiformes, Clupeidae. Gene Ontology annotation, biological process: regulation of apoptotic process. Gene Ontology annotation, cellular component: cytoplasm. The coding region runs from base 693 to 1253 and encodes 186 amino acids. The transcript is spliced from 3 exons. The record is from RefSeq and is a predicted model, not a curated record.